Messenger RNA from Perognathus longimembris pacificus (Pacific pocket mouse), 1203 nucleotides. Its product is annotated as smad nuclear-interacting protein 1-like. Gene Ontology annotation, cellular component: nucleus. The transcript is spliced from 2 exons. Gene Ontology annotation, molecular function: protein binding; mRNA binding. Lineage: Eukaryota; Metazoa; Chordata; Mammalia; Rodentia; Heteromyidae. The annotation marks the transcript as partial. Gene Ontology annotation, biological process: miRNA processing. The record is from RefSeq and is a predicted model, not a curated record.
AUGAUUGACACGCCCCACUGCAGAAGAAAGAGGAGAUCCCGCCCCCACGUGGAGGGGACCGGAAGUUCCACCCCCGGACUGCCUGGACGGAGAGAUAAAAAGGGCAGGACUUCCGGAGAGGGGGUGUUUGCUGGGUCCCAGCAGCGGGAGGAAGGCAGGGGCCGGAGGAGGCACCGGAACGAAGCCGGGGUGAAGAUGGCACCAGCUGUGGUGGGGAAGCGGGAGCGCCUCAGCCCGGAAACCCCGUGCCAAGCCCGGGGAACCAGCCAGUCCCCAUCCAAAAAGGAAAUCAAGUCCUCAGGGAGAAGCAGCAAGUCCCCUGGAACUAAGAGAAGCCGGAGUCCUCACCACUCAACAGUCAAGGUGAAGCAGGAAGGGGAGGGUCGGCCCCGGAGAGGACGAGAGGACCGACCGCACCCGGCCCCAUCACCCCAGGAACACAGGAGAUCUAGAAACAGUGAUGGAGACAAGCAUGGUGGCCACUCACGCCACAGGAGGAGCUCUGAUGCAAGGCCCGCAGGUGGCCGGGAUCGAGACAGCCAGGACUUGCAGGCUGUAGAGGAGGAGCCGGAGUUUUGUAAUGCCAGGCACCGGGAGCACCGCCUGAAGAAUGCAAUCAGUGGCAGUGCUAAUGAGGCUGGAGAGACGGCUCCUCAACCUGGUGGCAACAGCAGAAGCAAGGAAGUGCCCGUUAAAGAAAAACCAAGCUUUGAACUUUCUGGGGCACUUCUGGAGGACACUAACACCUUCCGGGGUGUGGUCAUUAAGUACAGUGAGCCCCCAGAAGCGCGUAUCCCCCAAAAACGCUGGCGGCUAUACCCUUUUAAAAACGAUGGGGUACUUCCUGUCAUGUACAUUCAUCGACAGAGUGCCUAUCUUUUGGGUCGAGACCGGCGCAUUGCAGACAUUCCCAUUGAUCAUCCCUCUUGUUCAAAGCAGCAUGCCGUCUUUCAGUAUCGGCUUGUGGAGUACACCCAUGCUGAUGGCACAGUUGGCCGGAGGGUAAAGCCCUACAUCAUUGACCUUGGCUCGGGAAACGGAACCUUCUUGAAUAAUAAGCGUUUGGAGCCACAGAGAUACUAUGAACUGAAAGAGAAGGAUGUACUUAAGUUUGGAUUUAGUAGUAGAGAGUAUGUCUUGCUCCAUGAAUCAUCGGAUACCUCUGAACUAGACAAGGAGGAGGAGAGAAGAGAAGAGCAGGAG